Messenger RNA from Plasmodium vinckei vinckei, 3636 nucleotides. RefSeq names its product conserved Plasmodium protein, unknown function. Gene Ontology annotation, cellular component: membrane. NCBI's taxonomy places the organism in Eukaryota, Apicomplexa, Aconoidasida, Haemosporida, Plasmodiidae. The record is from RefSeq and is a predicted model, not a curated record. The coding region runs from base 1 to 3636 and encodes 1211 amino acids. The transcript is spliced from 3 exons.
AUGAAAAAUUAUAUUUACGAUUGCAGAAAUGAAUAUGAACAGAAAAACUCAGAUAAUUUAGAGAAUGUUAUUGAAGGGGUUGGGAAUGUGUUUGUUCGUUGUGAUGGUAAUCCAAACCAAAUUUGUAAAGUUGAAAAUAAAGAAGCAAUGAUACAUCAAAAAAAAUAUGUCUAUCCCAUGAUUAAUGAUAAUGAAGAUAGAAAAGAAAAGUAUAGUAGUGAUAAACAAGGUAAGCCAGACAAAAAUGUGUUUCACAUUUUUUGCAAAAAAUAUACAAAAGCAUUUGUUCAUAAGCCAAGAUAUUUAAUACUGGGUUUAAUUAUAGGAUGUUUGAUGUCUAUGUUAAUGUUUUUUUCUGUAUAUAAUCAUUUUUUCCAAUUAUGUGAUAAAAAAUAUAGUAUUGAAAAUAAGAAUGGGAAUGAUUGCAGUUAUUUUGGGUGGUUUUCUAAAUAUAUAGAUAAAAACAAUUUUCUUAAAAUGAAUAUAGAAAAAAGUGAAAACGUAAUUAUUAAAUCUAGUGAUGAGGUUGGGAAAAGUGUAGAUGAUUUUUUAAAAAAUUAUAAGAAAGAAAAAACAGCAUCUCUACUAUUUUACAUUGAUAAAAAUGGUACCGAUUUGUCUGAAAAUAAAAAUAUAUUAAAUUAUGAAAUAUUGAAGGAUAUAUUUUUUUUGAUUGAAUAUUUUAAACAAAUAAAAAUAAAAAAUAAUAAAGCAUGGAAAGAUAUAUGUAGACAAUUUGACAUCCCAUUUAAUGGAUCAAAAUGUUUUGUGUUAGGUCUUUUUACAUUUCAUGAAAUACAAGCUGGAUUUUAUGACUCAGAAAAUAAUCUAGAAAAAUAUUUUAAUAGUAUAAUUACAAAAGAUAAUAAAUCACCAAAACGAUAUUUUUCUAAUUGUGUAAAAUUUAUUCCACACUUUUUAUAUUAUCCCCAUAUAUUUAAUAAAAAAAAUCUGAACGUAAAUAAUAUAAUAUUAGAUAUAGGGAAAAAUGUUGAAGCACUUUUAUUUGUUUUUAAUUUUGAUGAAAAUGUUGAUGAAGACUUGUUAAAUGAAUGGUUUCAUGAGUUAAACAAUAUAGUAGAAAUAGUUAAUUCCGGAAAAUUGAAGGAGCUGAGAAUGGCUAAUCAAGACAACACGAGUUUUGUAUAUAAGUUAGAAAAGAAUAGUAAGUUAGGUGUAGAAAAUAAUAACAAAACGGAUGGUAAUGAAAAGGAAAACGAUUGGAAGGUUGCAGUUGUUAAUAGUAAAAUUGUUGAAGAAAGUGAAAUGAUGUCUAUUAUUUCAGGACUUAAAUCAAAUUAUUUAUUUAUAAUAUUAUCAUAUUUAUUUAUAAUAUAUUAUAUAAACUCAUUCACAUCAAAUAUGAAUAUAAAACAAAAAAAUAAAAUUAUUAUUAUUAUGAGUAUAUAUGGGUUGUCGUUAUUUUCUUUUAGUACAAGUUUUUUUUUACAUAUACUAUUUAGAUUAUAUAUAUUAAAAAUAUAUUUAUUAAAUUAUAUUUUGGUGUUUUUCUUGAGUUUUAUAUUUUGUUGUAUUAAUAUUUUUUAUUAUGAAAAGGAACAAAAAAAGAAAAAUGAAGAUAUGACAAAGUCUAUACAAAAAUUGGGUGAUAAAAAUGGUGCAGAAGAAUGUUGCAAAAUAAAUAUGAGCAAAUAUAAUUUUAGAGCAAGCUAUAAAUCAUUAAUAUUAGUUUCUAAAAUAGUUUUAGUGCUUAUAAUAAUAUAUUUAAUUGGUUUAACAUGUUCCUAUAAAAUUGUUAAUAAAUUUUCUGUAAAUUCAUUGAUUAAUCUGGUUAGUUUAUUUUUUUUUUAUGCCUUAUUUUUUAAUAAUAUUUUCUCAAUGAUGAUCUAUACAAGAGAGACAACCAUUUUCAUUGACAAAGAUAAGCAUACCGAGGUAUCUCCAAACAGUUCAAACAAAAUUACUCAAGUAAAAGACAAGUAUAUACCAGAAUUGGCUAGUCCACACAUUAAUAAUAGUAGUAACAAUAAUAAUAGUAUUAACAAUAAUAAUAGUAAUAAUUUUGUUAUUUCAAAUAUUUGGGAAAAUCCAAACAAUAAUUCAGAAAUCGUUGGCAAUACAACUGAAUUAUAUGCACACAACGAUAAUAUAAUAGCUAGAAAUUAUGUACAAAAUUAUAUGAACGGAAAUAUAGAAAAUGGGCCUAAACUGAAUGACGGUUCGAAUUUUGUAUAUGCCUCUAACUUAGUGCCAGAUUUCAAUGGGGGUGAUCAGAAAAUUUGUGAGAAAAAAGAAAAAAGUAUCGAAGAAAAAAUAAUGCAAAUAUAUAAAAGUUCUUAUACUAAAAAAGUAAUAGCAAUUGUAACAUUUUGGUCGCUUUUAUUUGUUUCAUUAUUUUUAUAUAUGAUUAUUAAACAUAAUAUAAUAUUUGAUCCAUAUAAAUAUAUAAACCGAGAUUCUAGAUUGAAAGAUUUUUUGUUUACGUUUGAAAAAAAAGCUAGUUAUAUAUUGGAGCCUGGAUAUAUUGUUUUACCAUCGUCUAAUGAAUUUGAUUAUGAGGUUGAAGAAAAUAGAGAUAAAAUUAUAAACUUAAUUGAUAGACUAAAAGAUGAAGGAUAUAUUAAUGAGCCAAUUAUUUCAUGGGUUCAUGGAUUUAAGUUAAGCCAAAAUAUUUGUGGAAAUAUAAACCCAUUAGAUAAACAAUAUAAUUUAGAUAAUUAUGUAAAACAAUGUAAUCAUAUUAUUUCACAAAAAGAAAAUAAGAAAUUGCAUUUUGAAGAUUUAAAACUUAUUUUUUGUCAAAAUAAAGAAGAUUUAUGUACAAAUUUUUAUAAACUUAUUUAUUUUUGGAUGCAUUUGAAAGAUGAUGGAAUAUAUGACAAUCAUUUUGUUCGAAUUCGGACAAUGUUUCAAAAUAAUAUGAAUAAAUUAUUGCCUCAAUUUUAUACAAUAACUCCACAUUUAUUCUAUAAAAAUUUUAUAGUGAUGGAUCCGUCUCAUAACAUAACGAGUAGCAGGAUCGGAUUUAUGCUUCACAAUUAUCCAACAGAUCAAGAUAAAAAUAUAGAAUUAUUUAAAAAAAUAGACAAAAUUGUAAAAAGUAGCAAUGUAAAAAAUAUGUACUUUUACUCAGAUACAUAUAUAUUAUAUAACCAAGCUAUAAAUUUUUAUAAGGAAUAUAAAUCAAUGAUCAUAUUAUAUUUUUUGUUAAUAUUUAUACUAAUAUAUUUAUUUAAUAUAUUGAGUAUAAUAAUAAUAUUUAAGUUUUGGUUAUGUACCAUAUUAAGUGCAUUAUAUUUUAUCCAUUGUUUUAAUAUAAAUACAGAUUCAAUAAGUAUCAUAUUAUUGGUCCUAAGUUCCGUAAUAUCUAUGUCUCACUAUUUAUAUUCGACCCUUUUUUUUAAAGAAAUAAUUAUAAAGAAUAAAAGUUAUAAGCUACAGAUAUGUAAGUCUCUACCUUAUUUUAUAUUCCUGGCAUUGUGUAAGUUUAGCGGAAAAGAGAAACAUAAAAAUGUUUAUCAAAUAAGUUUUCGUUUCAAUGAUUAUGUGUCCAAUGUUUUUAGGUUUUUAAUUUUAAAUCAUUUAUUUUGGUUUUUAUUUUAUUGCCUAAUAAUAUUUUUUAUGCAAAAGGCACACAAAAAUAGAGAGCGUUACAACUGCAUUGGUCAGUCAUAA